Psilocybe cubensis is the source of this 1257-nucleotide messenger RNA. RefSeq lists its product as uncharacterized. The transcript has a single exon. The coding region runs from base 1 to 1257 and encodes 418 amino acids. The record is from RefSeq and is a predicted model, not a curated record. NCBI's taxonomy places the organism in Eukaryota, Fungi, Basidiomycota, Agaricomycetes, Agaricales, Agrocybaceae.
AUGGCACCUUUUGGAAAGAAUGACGCUGAGAGUGUGUCGGGCGUCCAAUUGCAACCAGACACGCCAAACAUUGGAUCGCUCCGCACACAGUACCCAACACAUGCGUCCUCAGCUACCAAAAUUCAGUUAACCAUCCUUGCCACCGCACUCGUCGAUGCACUCGGUGGCCCUGCUGAAUUCCGCGGCCGGUUCUCAUUCCCCUUCAUCGAUACCAUGAAGCCCAAUAAAACUUUUGGCCUCCCCGCUGGGGUAUGGACAGACGACACCUCCAUGACACUCUGUCUUGCAGAAUCUUUGACCACCUACCAGCCACCAACCCAGUCAUCCGAGAAAGGUGGAUUCGACGAACUGCAUCAACUUGAACUCUAUAAUCGAUGGCGUAACGAAGGCCAUCUAUCAGCGAUCGGGAGCUGCUUUGACGUCGGGGCAACUAUCAAUAAAGCACUAUAUAUCUAUGAGUCAUCGAAACCUGAAGAAGCGCUUGAUCGCAUUCAGAGCAACUUGUCGAGCGUCAACUUCUCUGGCAAUGGGAGCUUGAUGCGCAUCGUACCCAUAGGUCUUCUCUACUGGCGUGAUGAAGCUUUAGCAAGGGACUACGCAAGAAGGAGCAGUCGGGCGACGCAUCCUAGUCCCUUGUGUCUUGAAAUGUGCGAGAUGUGGACCGGUGCGAUCGCCACCAUCAUGGCGGAGAGUACACGUGCCCCCAAACCCUCCGCUAAACGAUUCUCAAAACUUGACCUCCUUCACUACAUUUCUAGCUUCCCUUAUAAGACGAUUACACUCCGGGAUGCCCUAGCGAUUCCUUCUCGUAUCCGUCCUGCUCCUGAAGAUGAUGUCGAUCGCGAGGCCUGGUAUUGGCAGCACCAUCCAUUACUCCGACUCAUCGCGGACACCCAACGACCAGGAACAGUUUCCACGAAGACAAAGGGUUUUGCUUAUACUAUCCCUCCGGUCAAGCAGCUGCCUUCGACCGGAUACGUCCUAGAUUCUGCUGUAGCUGCGCUCUACUGCUUUUUUGCCACAUCGACAUUUGAAGACGGUGCAUUGUUGGCGGUGAACCUUGGUGACGAUGCGGAUACUGUUGGCGCUAUCUUCGCAGGUCUGGCUGCUUGCUGGUAUUCAGCAGAGGAAGGAGAUGGAGAUAGAGUGUUCUGGACGACACGAGUCAAAUCAUGGUGCGAAGACUUGGUACGCCGUGAUAUUAUCGACACGGUGGCCAAGGAUCUGUCAGCAAUGAAAGAUAAAGUUGGCUCGUAA